Eimeria mitis is the source of this 2910-nucleotide messenger RNA. RefSeq lists its product as uncharacterized. The record is from RefSeq and is a predicted model, not a curated record. NCBI's taxonomy places the organism in Eukaryota, Apicomplexa, Conoidasida, Eucoccidiorida, Eimeriidae.
AUGAGCGAUUCAUCUUCUGCAGCAACAGCAGCAACAGCAGCAGCAGUAACAGCAGCAACUGGCUCUGCGUGGGAGACAGCUGAGGAGGCCCUGCUGCAGGCUGAUGCUGCUCUCGCUGCAUGCAGCAGCCCACGCAGCUGCUGCCGCCGCCUCUGCUACAGACAUCUCCUCGCCCAAAUCAAAGUCAUUCUUGCUGACCUCUACUCCUACAGGUACACACCAGCAGCAGCAGCAGCAGCAGCAGCAACAGCAGCAACAGCAGCAGCAGCAGAACCUGUAGUAGCAGUAGCAGCAGCAGCAGCAGCAGAACCUGUAGCAGCAGUAGCAGCGGCAGUGCCAGCAGUAGCAGUGGCGGCAGCAGCAGCAGUAGUAGUAGCAGUAGUAGUAGCAGCAGCAGCAGCAACAGCAGCAGCAGCAGCCGCAGUAACUGUAGCAGCAGCAGUAGCUGCAGCAGCAGCAGCAGCAGCAGAGGCAGCUUUGGCAGGGGCAGCCACAGCAAUAACAGCAGAUGCAGCGGCAACACAAGCAGGCAGCUGCAUCUCAGCGAAAGCAGCAGCAACAGCAGCAGCAACAGCAGAAAUCCUUGCUGAGCAGCAGCUGCAGCAGCAGCAGUGUUUGCUGCUGCUGCGUGCUGAGGGGCAGCAGCGGCGGUGGCUGCCAGCGCAGCUGCAGCAGAUAUCUCUGCUGUAUGCUGAUGCUAUUCGUCUGUUUCCUUUGGACGCUGCAUGCGGUGUGCAGCUAGAGAUGGUGUAUUAUCGUUUGUUUAGGGAGCUGCAGCAGCAGCUGCAGCAGCAGGUGCAGCAGCUGGUGCAGCAGAUACCACCAUCGAGAAGAGAAACACCAAAAGAUAUACCUGUAGAUAUCUAUACACUUGAUGCUGCUGCUGCUGUCUUUGCUGCUGCUGCUGUAUACUGGGCACUCAGAUCCGCCAUCAGAGCCCACGUGCAGGCGAAUUUCUCUCAAUGGAGUUUCUGCUGCGGUUGCUGCUUUGCUGCUGCUGCUGCUGCUGCUGCUGCUGUGCUGGCAGCAGCAAUGAGCCGUACAACCGUUUUGCAGCAGCGUCGUCAGUUGUUGCAGCAGCAGCAGCUGGUGCAGCAGAAGCAGCUUGAGCAGCUGCAGCAGCAGCAGCUGCAGCAUCAUCGAAAGAUACAACGCUGGUGUCUGCUGCUGAGAGAGUUCUCUCGUAUUCAGCUGUCUGUACACCUGGGAAUAGAUGUCGAUGACUUGCCAGCAGCAGCAGCUAUGUUUGCUGCUGAUUUUGCUGCUGUUCUUGAAGGGAGAAGUGUAAGUACAGCGGAGGCCCCGCUGCUGCUGCUGCUGCUGCUUGCUGCUGCUGCUGGAUAUAUUAAGGCUUCUAAUGCAGCAACAAAACUGCAGCACAACAAAGAAGCUGUGCUGCAGUCUAUACGAAGACUGAGGCAGCAGCAAAUGGAGGAGCAGCAGCAGCAGAAAGACCAGAAAGAGCAGCAGCGAAGACAGCUGCUGCAGCGCCUGCAGUACAGAGAUCGCAAUCAACUAUGGUUGCUGGAGCAGCAGCAGCAGGGCGAGCUGCAGCAGCAGCAGAAGCUUGCUUCUGCUGCUGCUGAACAGUGGGAGGAGCUAACUAGGGAACUCUAUACGCAUGUUUCUGAUAGCGUGCUGCAGAUGCUGCAGCAGCGGGAACAAGAAGAGCAGCAGCAGCAGCAGCAACCAGAGUUGCUGCAGCUGAGAUCACUGCAGCACGGAACGCCGCAGAUGCAGACAGCAUUAGACAUCUGCUGCAACAUAGCUGCUGCCAUAGCAGCAGCAGCACGAGAAACUUUGCUGCUUGUGAAGGCAGCAGCCGAUGCAGCAGCAGCAGAAGCUGAUUCUGCUGCUGCUACUACUUCUGCUGCGGCUUCAGCUGCUGCUGCGGCUUCUGCUGCUGCUGCAACUGCUUCUGCUGCUGCUGCUACGGUGCCUGCAGACUCGGAUUGCGUGGAAUCACCAACUUCUGAAACGAGCAGCAGCAGCAGCGGCAGCGACAGCAGCAGCAACAGCAGCGGCAGCGACAGCAGCAGCAGCGACGGCAGCAGCAGCGACAGCAGCAGCAGCGACAGCAGCAGCAGCAACAGCAGCAGCAGCACCAGCGUGUGGGGGUGUUGGCUCAGUGAGGACAGCCACUCUGCUGUCGUUGCUUCUGUCUCCUCACUGCUGUCUCCUUUGCAGGCCUUCUUGCUGCUGCUGCGUUCCUUCCCUCGCCUGCAGCGGGUGAACAAACGUUGCAUUUCGGAGCUGCUGCAGUCUGCUGCUGCUUUGCUGCCGCUGCUGCUGGAUUGCCGUGGGGUGUUUGCUGCUGCAGCAACUCGACAGCAGCAAGACGAAGAAGCAGAAGCAGCGAAGCCAGACGAAGAAGAAGAAGAAGAAGAAGAAGGAGAGGUUUCAGAUGAGUACAUAAAGCACGUACCCAGGCGUCGGCGGCAGCAGCUGUACAAGCAGCAGCAGCGGGAGAAGCAGGAGCGGCAGCAGAGGAGGCAGCAGCAGCAGCGGAGGAAGCAAGAAAGAAAGCUGCAGCAGGAGCAGCAGCAAGAAAAAAGACAGCAGCAAAUAAAAGAAAGAGAUACAGAUCCACUCUCUCAGCUGCAGGCUGCACUGCAGCAGCCUCUGCCUGAAGACGGCCUCCUCGUGGGCCUUGUUGUGCUGCCUCUGGCUUUCCCGCAGCAAACGGUGGUGCUGCAGCAGCAGCAGCAGGAGCAGCAGCAGCAGCAGCUGCUGCAGCAGCAGGGAGAGGGAUCUGAUGACGAGCUAGAAGCAGAAGCGGAGGACGCAGAGUUUGUGGGGGCAGCAGCAAGCGCGCCAGCAGCAGCAGCAGCAGCAGCAGCAGCAGGCAGCAGCAGCAGCAGCAGCAGCAGCAGAUGGCUUGACACACCCAGCUUCUGCUGCAGCAAGUGA